CACUACGACUGCCGUUGUGCGCGGUCGUCUAACGUGAUUUUUUGCGUCUCUCUGUUUCUCGUUUUUUUUUUCUACGAUUUAGAUUUCGCUGGUUUUUUCUCAAUCUCUUUGCGAUUCCUCGAACUUGAAUCUAAUCUUAUUGAUUUCACGGAAAUAUCAAAGAAAUUAUCUAUAAAAAAUUGUUCAGUUAAUCGAUUGUGUUGUUAUAAUUAAUAUAUAGUUAAUACAGUGAACAGGCAUAAAAUCAAGAAGUCAAAGUCAAUUCGAACAGGAUCAAAAUACUUCCUCAGUUCGGUUGAGAGUUCCACGAAGAGACCUCUUGGCUCGUUUCCAAGACGACGAAUCGCGGGGAAACCGGCGUCGACGACAAACGAUGCUCCACAGAUAAAUCGGCCAAAGUGGAAGGAAACUUCGGACCAUUACGCGAUUUCAAAAGAAUGUCACUGUUGGCGAGCGAGGAACAAUGGAGAAAGUCGUAAAGGCACCCCUUUCUUAUCUGUUCGGUCAUAAACAUUGGCUACACACUUGCAUUAACUACCAAAGGUUUACCUUCGAACGCUUUCACGAAUCAUAAAACGCUUCCAACGUAAAUAUGAUAUUUGAGGGAGAAAAUAUUUGAAAUUCAAUGAUGAGUAUUCAUAUCGGAAUCUUUUGUUAGAUCACUAGAACCGAACUAUUGUGGAUCAUCUUGGUUUUUUUUUUUUUACACGAGUUAAUUAUACUAAAUAAUGUAAUAUAAUCUUGAAUUCUUGAAAAAAUAUUAUCAGGAUACGUGUAAAAAAUAAUGAAAAUGUUCAACAGUGUAGCAUAUUGCAAAUUAAACAAGGGCGCGGAAAUCUCUCCCACCUUCUUCUCUUCUGCCUCGCUCUUUCUCGUCGUCUCUUUCUGUCAAGCGCACAUACUCGAAAUUCGAUGGUUAUUUUUAGAUUAGGUUUCCUCGUCGCGUAUGGCCACGAAGAGCAAAGCGGCAUCGAGAGACUCAGUGUAAGAGAGGCGUCGGUGGAGGACGCAGUGGUGACGAACUCUUUCGAAAAGUGAGAAAAAGAGCGGUGUAAUACGAGGGAGGAGAAUCGAGAGUGUAAAAAAAGCAGAGGGAGAAAAAGAGACGGAAAGAGGGGAGGGGAGGCGUACACCGACGUCCGAACGAUCUCACGAACGAACGAUCGACUGAAAUUACUUUUUUUCUUAUAUCAAGUCUCCCUAAAUCCUUCAUAACCCCAUAAAAACGAGAUCACUCGUCUUUUUCCCUUCAAUCCCAUCUCCUAAGUUCCUUAUAAAAUUUUUCUUUCCUUUGUCAUUUUUCUUACAUCUUAUUUUUUUAUUUAUUUAAUAAUUUCUUUCGACGACGAAACGAAUAAUUGAACGAAAUAACCGAUACCUCGAGCUAUGGCAGCCACCGCCAUGGAUCCAGUCGACAUUGCUAAUAUCCUCGCGCAGGAACUGCUUUAUCAGCAGCUUGUUUCCCUGGACGGUCUGCACAGCGGAGUGCCGACCAGGACGACGCCGACGUUGACGCCAACGACGCUCCGGAGUAUCGAACAGACUUUUCUGGAGCUGACCAGUGAGUCAGCGUCGCACAGUCGCGAAGCAGGGUUCGUCCCACCGUUGGUGGAACCUUCGCAACCGACGCCGGCACAAACGCAAAACACGGCGGCGCAUCACGUUGUUACCACCACCGUCGCCGCCCCUGUGGCCACCAAUACCACCCUCGUGGACAGUCAACAGACGCAACCACAGCAGCCACAGCAGUCACAACAGCCGCAGCAGCCAGCGAGGCGCAAUAUGGGUGGUAGGAGGCCCACCAGGACGAUCGGGAUGACUCCCGAGGAGGAAGAGAGACGACAGAUUCGCAGAGAAAGGAAUAAAAUGGCAGCAGCUAGAUGUCGCAAGCGUAGAAUGGAUCACACCAAUGCCCUGUUAGAAGAGACUGAGGGUUUGGAACAGAAGAAACAGAGUUUGCAAGAAGAGAUACAACAGCUGCAACAGGCCAAAGACGAGCUCGAGUUCAUCCUGGAAGCUCACAGAGCAGUCUGCAGACUUCGUUCCGCGUCUCCUCCGGAUGUGAAACCCGUGAUUACCGAUGAGCGUUCGAAUCUUAAUUUCGAACCGAUUCGAAGUUUUUCAAUACUGUGAAAAUUCGAAUCCUUCGAACAUGAUUCGAUACUUAAAACCCUUGAAACUCUCGAUAAAUCUUAAAUCUCGAAUCUUGGUAAUAUUUCGAGUCUUCGAAGAUUCAAAAGUUUAAGAUUUAUCAGGACUUUCAAGAGUCUUUAACUAUCGGAUCAUGUUCGAAGUAAUUCAAUGUUUUCACCACGUGUAUAUAAUUCGAAGCGAUUCGAAAGCGUUUCAAAGCGCAUCACUACCCGUGAUGUAGGAUCGGGAUCUCCAUACCUGACAAACAGGAGCAAUAACAACGAGGAAGAAAAAGGUACUUUUGCCUUAUCUCCCCUCGAUUCUUAUGUUUGAGGGUUAAUCCCGGAGGUAUGGAAGCAUCUACGACUACACGAGGCAGCGACGAUGAUGACGAAAUUAAAAAGAAAAAAUUGUAUUUUUAAAGAACCAAGCGAAGGGAUGCACAUCUCCUGGGAAAAAUUAAGAAUUUUUUUGUUGAACUAGGAGAGUGUGUUCGAACACGAAGACAAAGAAGUAGAGUACGCUUUAAAUAUUCAGGGAAUCAGUACAGGAUAGCCGAGUAUUGUAGGAUUAGGGCAUACCUAAAAAAUAGGAAUAAUAAUAAGGAGGAAUUAAGAGGGCGUUUUGGCGAUAGUCUCAUUUUUCUUUGACUCCUAAUUUAAUAUAUAUUUUCCUCGUUUUAAAUUAAUAUUAUCCAAAGACAGAUAAUGUUUUAAUAGAUAAUUGUAUAACGAAACUUUUUCUCUCUUUCUCUUUCUCUCUGCAUAAUACAUUUCGAGAAAAGAAUUCGACAAGCCCAUCUUCGUUCCUCAUUCAUCAUGGCGGUUCUUGUCCUCUUUGUAUCACACAUAAUUUUCCAUGUCAAAUUGUUCUUGCGUAUCAAAUAUUUUAUUCGGGAUCAUCUUCGUUCUAUUCUCGUCGAUUGUCCUCGUUCGAUCCCGAUCCUCGCGUAAUAAUAUUAUAUUCUUGGAAUCGCUCUUCACUCACAACCAAUACUCUAGUCCAAUAUAUUCGAUCUCUCUCGCUCGGUCCUCAAUCACUCGACAUCCACGUUACACUUUCACAUUUGUAAUUAUACUCUACAAAUUUGUCAUUUUCAUCAACUGUUUGUUCAUUGUAUUUGAGAAGAUAAAGAGAUCGUGUGUAUUCAUUUCAUCGAUUGAUGAAAAAGCACGCGUUUGAUUGCAUUUUUCCAAUGGUAUUGAAAGAUGAAUUUCCUGUUUGUACAUACGAGGCAAAAGACUCGUUUUUAUUGUGAGAAAACGAUAAGAUAAUAAAAAUCGACACAAUGACAA
Apis cerana (Asiatic honeybee) is the source of this 3428-nucleotide messenger RNA. RefSeq names its product transcription factor kayak (gene kay). Gene Ontology annotation, cellular component: nucleus. The record is from RefSeq and is a predicted model, not a curated record. Gene Ontology annotation, molecular function: DNA-binding transcription factor activity, RNA polymerase II-specific; RNA polymerase II cis-regulatory region sequence-specific DNA binding. Lineage: Eukaryota; Metazoa; Arthropoda; Insecta; Hymenoptera; Apidae. Gene Ontology annotation, biological process: regulation of transcription by RNA polymerase II.